AUGUUGACGACCGCCACCAACCGAGCCCUCGCCUUGCCUGAAAUUGUCUUCGAGAUCCUCGCCUGUCUCGAAGCCCAAGCAGAACUCUGCCCUCAGCAAAUCCAGGCCUCCCUCCGCGCCUGCUCUCUCGUCAGCCGAACCUGGUUCUUUGACGCUAACGUCUUCCUCUACCGCGCCCCCUAUAUUCGCCAUGGCCGAGGAUCCGAGACAAAGGUUAAUACCCUCGUCCGCACCUUGACCACCACCAACCGCGGUCUCUACGUUCGCUCCCUCUCACGCUGCAAGCUUGAGCUCUGGGAAUUGUUUCCCUCGCUCGAUAAGCUCUUUGAGCCUUGCCCUCGUCUGUCGUCCAUCUCCCUCUGCUUCCGCUCUGGUGAGAAGGGUCAUCUGAUGGAACCCUUCGAGACUGAGGCCUUCCGCACCUUGGACACGACGAUUGCCCAGGGAAUGGCCCACAUCCAGGAACUCGACCUGACCAGCGUCUCGAUCAACUCUGUCGAUAAGGACGACACGACCUAUGCCGAUGCCGCCUUGAAUUGCAUUAGCGCAUGCACUCGUCUGCACAAACUAGUCACCACCCGAGCAGAUUGGUCCAACAUUAGGACCAUCUCGAAGCACUUGACUGACCUCAGCAUCUCCUUCCUGGCCCCACCCGACCUCAAGACCAGUGUCGCCCUUGCCCCUUCGCUUGUCAACUUGACCAGUCUCCACCUGCACCAUGCGCCUCAGGCCAUUCCCGCCCACGACUUUUCGCGUGUCCUAGCCCAGUACUGUCGAUCGCUUACCAAGCUGGACAUCUGUCCCGAGUCGAUCAACCCCCAGUCACUCGAGACACUUGUUUUGCACAACCAGGGCCUGGUUUCGAUCUACCUUCGAAACUGCCCCGACAUCUACACCGCCGCCGUCCUGAAGCACCCUCCCCAGAAUCUCGAAUUUUUCGACAUGGGAACUGUCGAUUCUCAAUUGAUCCUGAUGGCUCUGGCGCUCUGCCCCAAGCUGACAUCGACCGGCAAGUCGUCUCCCCGCGACAACAACACGGUUGAAUUCUGGCAGAGCUUUCUUGAAAAGGCUCGUCAGAUCCAAGAGCUCCAUGUGGAGCGCUGGUCCGAUUUUCACAGCAAGGACCUCUUCUUCAACACCGUCUUGCCCAAGCUCGGCCCCCAGCUGGUCCGUAUCUGGUUCGGCUGGCGUGAUCUUUUGGGAUGCGAUGAACUCGAACAAGUUCUUACCUCGUGCGACCGUCUUCAGGUCCUCCGUGCCCCUGUCAAGGGCAAUGGCCAGAAUCUCGUCCGUUGUUUCAAGGUGGUUGCGACCCGCUCGCGCCUGCGUGAGGUGCGUCUCUUUGGCGACAAUGUCAAGUUUUGUGACGACGACAAGAGACGCAUGCAGCGCUUCCUCCCGGUCCUCUGCAGUUUCAGCACCUGA
Messenger RNA from Linnemannia hyalina, 1425 nucleotides. NCBI's taxonomy places the organism in Eukaryota, Fungi, Mortierellomycota, Mortierellomycetes, Mortierellales, Mortierellaceae. The record is from the annotation of a GenBank genome assembly.